CGGCACCACACAUGACCCCAACCAUUCACUGAAACUGUGUUCGCGACUUCCGCAAACACCAGUCCUACUAACCGAUAAGGCUAAUCCACUUGUCUCUCGUAAAUACACUGCGCAACACUGACCUUCCGUCCUCUUCCUAUCCUUCUCCCAUCACCCUCGCCCGACUCUCCUCUCUCUCCUCUACUUUUCGCAACAGACCUGUCACCACCCUUCCUCCCUAAAACCACACCACCAUCACCACCACCACACCCACAGUCAUGGCAACACCCGCCGCGACAAAGCGCCUCACCAAAGAAUACGCCACCAUCUCCAAAUCACCCCCACCCUACAUCAUCGCCCACCCCUCCGAAAAGAACAUCCUAGAAUGGCAUUACAUCCUCACCGGCCCACCCGACACCCCUUACGACGGCGGCCAGUACUGGGGGACGCUGAUGUUUCCGCCCGACUACCCCUUUGCGCCGCCCGCUAUCCGCAUGCACACCCCUAGCGGCCGCUUCCAACCCUCCACGCGCCUGUGUCUCAGCAUCUCGGACUUCCACCCCAAGAGCUUCAAUCCUGCGUGGGAGGUCAGCACGAUACUAACGGGGUUGCUGAGUUUUAUGACGAGCGAGGAGAUGACGACAGGGAGUGUGCGGGCGAGCGAGCACGAGCGGAAAUUGUUCGCCCAGCGUACGAGAUGGUGGAACAGCACGGGCGGCGGCUCCAAGCAGUCUUCGUUGUUGCAGAACUCAAAUUCCCGCGGUAUCGGCGCGAUUAAAGCCGGCGAUGGUGGGGCAAAGUUCCGACAGGAGUGGCCGGAGCUCGAUGAGGAGAAUCUCAGGUGGAUGAAGGAGAAGCAGAUUAAUCUGCAAACGGGACUGCCCAUGCCGGCACACACACAACAUGGCCCCUGCUCGCCUGAAGUCGCGGGGCUGAGGAGACGACCCGGUGGAAGCGCAACGUCUGGCGUUGGUGCUGUGGUGCAGGGUGGUCAGGUUGCAAGAGACGUCGGUCAGAGUUGGUUGAGUCGCAACAAGUGGAGGAUCGUCUUCGGCACCCUAUUCACCUACAUCCUGGUCGCGAGGAUGCUGGGCGAUGGCGCUGUCUCUGCCGCUACCUGAUCGUCCUGCACCAUCUCUCUCUUCUUCCCUGGCGAUGCGGCUUUCGGAGUUUGGGGUUGCAUCAAGGAUGGAUAAGGUCUACGUGCCCCUUAGGCUGAAGGGGGCGUUGGGCGCUUUUUGGCAAUUAAAGGCCCCGAAUCAUGCUUUUCAUAUUAUAUUGCUCGGUAAUGGCAAAGCAAGACCAAAGGGCCGAGUUCAACAUGAGCUCACUCGACAUACAGUGUACGAUCAACAUCAGCUAAACUAGCCUAGAAAGACUUCCUGCUCUACUACAUACGUAUCUAUCUAGGGGAAUCUUUGCCUCGUUCAUACCUCCUUUUCCGGUCUGGAGUCUUUGUAGAAGCGCUGCGACUGUGCUGGAUGUUGUGUCUAAUCUUGUCCUAUUGGUGACGGUAUCACGUUCCAUGAAGCGUCUUCUCCUCUUUUCGUACGUCCGUCCGUUGCUCGGCAUCA
Molecule: messenger RNA, 1553 nt
Organism: Lindgomyces ingoldianus
Lineage: Eukaryota; Fungi; Ascomycota; Dothideomycetes; Pleosporales; Lindgomycetaceae
Product: ubiquitin-conjugating enzyme E2 6
Exons: 1
Coding region: 258-1100 (280 amino acids)
Source: RefSeq, a predicted model, not a curated record